Oryzias melastigma (Indian medaka) is the source of this 1010-nucleotide messenger RNA. It is a transcript of the gene mrps26, whose product is annotated as mitochondrial ribosomal protein S26. The coding region runs from base 154 to 777 and encodes 207 amino acids. Lineage: Eukaryota; Metazoa; Chordata; Actinopteri; Beloniformes; Adrianichthyidae. Gene Ontology annotation, cellular component: mitochondrial small ribosomal subunit. The record is from RefSeq and is a predicted model, not a curated record. The transcript has 4 exons.
UUUCUUUUCCUAUGUCACUUCCGGAGGUCAGAGUUCACUCAUGUCACAGAUGGUGAAACGGUGAGCGGGUAGAGGACUCACGAAGUCCGGAACACUCAGUAACUUGCAUCGCCCGGUUCUCCAAAAGCUUUUAUUGAUUCAUUUGGACCCGAAAUGUUUCACGUCAUCGGCCGGAGGAGCGCGCCGGUGACCCGGCUCCUCGCCUCGCGCGGCGGCGUGCUCGUGGAGAGUGUCCGCGGCCGGAAGUCCCGCGGUGACCCGGUGGCCAAAUCCAAAGAGGGCCGAAUAAAGGUGCCUCCUCCGGUUGACCCGAGGGAGAUGGUGGUCCUGAAGGACAGAUACACGGAGUACCAGCUGAUCCUGAAGGCGCUGCGUCUGGAGUUUAGGGAAGAGGUUCUGCGGAAGAAGUUUGAGGAGGAGACGGGCUCGCUGGCAGAGGAGAGGGCGAGGCAGGAUGCUGAGGAGCACCGCGCUCUGAUGCUCUGGAACCAGGAGGAGAAUCUGCGCCUCCUGAAGGCCAGGGUGCUGAGGGUCCAGAAAGAGGAAGAGGAGGCCGAGCGACUCAAACUGGAGGCUGUGAUGAAGCUGGAACAGCAGCAGCAGGAGUUCAUUAAGCUGAAGGAGAAGCAGGUUUUACAGCUGCAGGAAGAGGCGAAAAACUUCAUCACCAUGGAGAACUUGGAUCAGCGGAUCGAGGAGGCCCUGGACCAUCCAAAGAACUACAACUUUGCUGUGGACAAAGAGGGAAGGGUGGUCCGGAAGACCGUGCUGCAGUGAGGCGUGCCCCUGAGGGAGGGGCUUCUGAUGGUUUUAUUCAGCUUGAUCCAUGAUGGGAGCACCAGGUUCUGAGGUGGGGUGAACCUGUGGUGCUCAGACAUUUGAUCCCAUCUGUGAUUCUGUUCCCGCCGAAGAUCUUAGCCCCGCCCCCAUCACUCUUCAGAACUGUCCUAACCCGACUGACAGAAAGCGCUACGAAGAUCAGAUCAAUAAAGUUUUGACUUUUUUUAAGA